AUGAUUCCAAGAGCUUUGUCAGUGGCUGAGCCUGAAAAGCUCAGAGGAGGCAAACCUUUAGAAACACCAGGAACUGAAGAGAAGGAAACACAGAAAAAGGACAAGACAAGAAAGGAAAGAAGGAAAUGUGGACAGUAUCUCUAUGCCCAAGGUGAUAAAAAAGGAGGGAAGAAAUGGCCAGCAGCAAAACCCUCCUAUUUGAACUCCUCCUUUUUAACCCUGCACAGCGGCGUGGUUUACCAGGACAAAAACGCCACGGCCCAGCGAAUAUCCUCAGCCAGGCUGCACAAAAUCAAAGAGCUGAAGAACGAAAAAUUCGACUUGCAGAGGAGAGUGGAGGCGUCGAGCUUGGAGAACCAGGCUCUGAGAGAGCUGAACCGCCGGCAGGGCAGGGCCAUCGACAGGUACAGCAGCGCCGAGAGCCACCUGCAGGAGCUGCUGGCAGGACACAGGAACGACAUGAGAGACCUCAGGACACUCCUGAAAAUGUCCCAGGAGGCCGAGAAAAACACAGCCAGGGAGCUCAAAAGAGUUGAAGCGGAGCUGAGGAGAACUGAAAGUGAUCUGAAGACCUUGGUUGUGCUGUCAGAAGAUAAAGCUCUGGCAGAGAGGGAGGAACUUAACCACAGGCUGGCAGUCCUGAACAAAACAUUGGAAGCAAAGGAUGAGAGGAUACAGAGUCUGGAAAUGCAGCUGAAGCUGAACAACAGCACCUUUAGUCGUCAGCUGGCAAGUGAAAGUAAAAAACUUCUGGAAGCUACAAUGACCACAAAGAACUUGCUAAUGGAAAUUAACAUCAUUCACCAAAAAAUUAAGGAAAAAGAUCGACAACUUUAUGUACAAAAUAUUUAUGCAAAUCGGAUGCCAAAAGCCCUGAGGGACAGAAGUGACCAAAGUCUGAGAGUAGACAGAUCAGCACAAGUAGAUAAAGAGACUUUUAGAGAACUGCUGCUGUCUCAGCACCAGGAAACAGAAAAACAUCCAAUACAGCUGAAAAAGGAGAAAAGAGGAGAUAAGAGUAGAGAAGGUAAAGCAAAGGACUUGUGCUCAGAUGCCCAGGGUAGAAAAGAAAAGCAAGCAACCAAGAAGGUGUCAAUGCCAGAAGUUUCUAACAGGACCCACAGAGGUGGCAAACUACUGAUGAAGGAACGCAAUUUUUCAGAAUUCAUUAAAGAAAUGGAAAAAGAGACAGAGUUUCUCGAACAGGAGUUAAAAAGUCUGAUGAAAUCUGAACAAAAUCCUCAAAGUGACAGAGUAAAGAACAAUCAAGAGGGGGAGGCAGUGGAAGAAGUUGAAAAAGAAGAGAAAAAUCCAUAUGAGCAGCAAAAGAAGAAAGCCAGGAGUGAAGGUGCAAUUCCAAGCAAAGACCUCGCUAGGCAGAAAAAAAAAUUCAUCUCCUCAGAAGCUGUGGAGAAUUUGCACCAGGGGCUCCACACUUCAGGUGCCAAAUCCAGAGCAGGCAGCCCGACACAGGCAGGCCAGAGCUGCAGGGACACUGCUGAGGGCAGGGUAAAAAUUUCCUUUGGGGCUUAUGAACCUUCUUUUGGGCAAAUCCCCCUGGCUGGGCAGGACAGCAGCUCUGGAGUGCAGGGCUGCAGCCACCUGCUGCCUUCUGAGAGGAAAACACCUGAGGGAGCUCUCUGGGCAAGGCUGUUUGCAAGGAGACAAGCCCUCGAGUUCCAGCAGCACAAGGGGGAUGGCAGACCAGUGAGGGUUGCAUGGCAAAUCCCAAACUCCAACUCUCCUCAUUAA
Molecule: messenger RNA, 1752 nt
Organism: Sturnus vulgaris (Common starling)
Lineage: Eukaryota; Metazoa; Chordata; Aves; Passeriformes; Sturnidae
Source: RefSeq, a predicted model, not a curated record